AUGCAUUUUACCAAAGUCAUUUUGAUUCUUUCCAUCCUGGCAGUUAUUAGCGAAUGCAUUCCAGUCUUUAACUAUGUAAAUGACCCCAACAUACCAGUACAACGGACAAAACGUUGGUACUAUCCAGGUGGCGGCUUCUUUCCUCUUGGUGGUGGCGGUGGUUUUCCUGGUGCCGGAGGUUUUGGUGGAACUUUACCCGAUGUCGAUCUUCCAGAGUACAACGGACAAAACGUUGAUACUAUCCAGGAGGCGGCUUCUUUCCGCUUGGUGGGUGGUUUUCCUGAUGCCGGAGGUUUUGUUGAACUGUUUGGAAUGACUCGAUCUCGUUCAAGGAUAGCAUCAAUAUUGGUG
This is a messenger RNA of Strongylus vulgaris, 351 nucleotides long. Lineage: Eukaryota; Metazoa; Nematoda; Chromadorea; Rhabditida; Strongylidae. The record is from the annotation of a GenBank genome assembly.